This is a messenger RNA of Tripterygium wilfordii, 2437 nucleotides long. Its product is annotated as probable inactive ATP-dependent zinc metalloprotease FTSHI 3, chloroplastic. Gene Ontology annotation, molecular function: ATP hydrolysis activity; ATP binding; ATP-dependent peptidase activity. The coding region runs from base 116 to 2056 and encodes 646 amino acids. Gene Ontology annotation, biological process: proteolysis. The record is from RefSeq and is a predicted model, not a curated record. The transcript has 5 exons. Gene Ontology annotation, cellular component: chloroplast thylakoid. Lineage: Eukaryota; Viridiplantae; Streptophyta; Magnoliopsida; Celastrales; Celastraceae.
GCCCUCCCUCAUCAACCGAAACAGAGAGAAACGAAGAGCAUCCAUCCCUCAAUAUCCAUCACCAUUAGUACGAGCUGAUAAUAUCAGAUGAUGUUGAUAAUGUUGUAGAAAAGACAUGGCUUUUCUUUCUGUUUCUUGCAACAAUCGUUUAUUAGUUACUAAGGAGAACUCGGGAUUUCUUGAUGUGAAGACCAAGUCUUGGAGAAAAUAUGAAAACUUUGGCAGUUCUGUUGUGACUUAUAAAGUACCUAAUAGUCGUAGCAAUUCACGGGCGUUGUUGAUGUCUGCCAGUAAGUUAAGUUUAUUCAGUAGCGCAAGAAGUGGGGUUCCCUUGUUGGGUUUUUGUUCCCGUGGUAGAUUUCAACAUGGGUUGUCAUGUAACUAUAGAAUUGGUCCAAUUGGGUCACUGACGAAAGAAAACAGUGGAGAUGAGCAGACCCAGUUGAGGAAAAGAAAAAAUGGAAGUGUGGGAAAGAGGUUUUCAAUGAGAUUUCGCCCGAGGUUGCGGUUAUUGACUAUGAGAAUGAAGAGAGUUCUGGUUAGGUCAAUGUUGGAUGACUUUGGAAAGUUCUUGCGAAAGAAUGUAAAGAAACUGACUCUUUUGACCGCAAUAUCUGUCACAUUGGGGUUGUGCUAUUUGUUUAUGAAAUUAACUGCAAUGCCAUCUUCAAAGGUUGUUCCAUAUUCGGACUUAAUAACAAGCCUUCAAAGUGGUAAUGUUACGGAGGUACUACUUGAAGAGGGAUCUCGUCUUAUAUAUUACAAUACAAACUCCCAGAGUCUCGAAAUUUCUAGGAUGACAGAAGACAAACCGCAGGAAUUUAAUGUUUCUGUUGAGAAUGGGGCUGAUACAUCUGGCAGAGAACAAAAUGCGAGAACUAGCAAACCAUUGUAUUUGAGUUUAUUGAGAAGAUUUUCAAGAAAUGGUUCUUCUGCCCCUGAGUGGCAGUAUUCCACAAGGAAAAGUGACCGAGAUGAGAAAUUUCUUCUUAGUUUGAUGAGAGAAAAGGGGACAAGAUAUAGCUCGGCACCUCAAUCGGUUUUGAAGUCCAUGAGAAGCACUUUAAUAACAAUAAUUUCACUCUGGAUUCCCUUAACUCCUUUGAUGUGGCUUCUGUAUCGUCAACUUGCUGCUGCUAAUAGCCCGGCGAAGAAGCGGAAAUCUGUUAAUCGGAUGGUAAGCUUUGAUGAUGUGGAGGGUGUUGAUGUUGCCAAGACAGAGCUUAUGGAAAUAGUUGCAUGUCUGCAAGGAGCUAUUAACUACAAAAAGCUAGGAGCAAAGUUACCUAGAGGUGUACUGCUGGUGGGUCCUCCGGGAACAGGGAAAACAUUACUGGCCCGUGCCGUUGCGGGAGAAGCAGGAGUACCAUUUUUCACUGUUUCUGCUAGUGAAUUUGUGGAGUUAUUUGUUGGAAGAGGGGCAGCUCGCAUUAGAGACCUUUUUAAUGUUGCCAGAAGAGAUGCACCUUCUAUCAUAUUUAUUGAUGAACUUGAUGCAGUUGGGGGAAGGCGUGGUAGAAGUUUCAAUGAUGAACGUGAUCAAACAUUGAACCAGCUAUUGACAGAAAUGGAUGGGUUUGAGUCGGACAUGAAAGUGAUUGUUAUUGCAGCCACUAACAGGCCAGAAGCUUUGGAUCCAGCUCUUUGUCGCCCAGGUCGAUUCUCAAGAAAGGUACUGGUUGGAGAACCUGACGAAGAAGGAAGAAGGAAGAUCUUGGCUAUACAUUUGAGAGGAGUUCCUUUAGAGGAAGACAUAGAUCUUAUCUGUGAUCUAGUUGCUUCUCUUACACCAGGUUUUGUAGGGGCUGACCUAGCAAACAUUGUCAAUGAAGCUGCUUUGCUUGCUGCUCGUAGAGGUGGUGAAAUUGUGACAAGGGAAGAUAUGAUGGAAGCACUUGAAAGAGCAAAGUUUGGAAUCAAUGAUAAGCAGCUGAGACCUAGUACAAUAAGCAAGGAGCUAGGAAAACUGUUCCCUUGGAUGCCAUCUGUAUUUGCUAAAAAUGAUGCCAGACGAGAUGAUUUGCAAGGGCCCUUGGGCUAUCAAACUCUGGGUUGAUUGGUAAGGUUACUUUCUUUCUACUGUUCACCAAUGUUAUUUGAAAAUCAAAGAUACUUUUCCUCUGGAGGAAUACCCAGUAUUCAGAAGAAAUGACUGGAUCAGUGUCAGCAAAAUGCUGAGAGAGUGUCAUCAGAAUUAGAGUGCUGUGGAAUUCACAAGGGUGCUGGUGGUUAACGCCUGGUUACUUUUAAUUUGGCAUUGCAGAAAUUGUUUUCAGCUUUAUUUAGAGGAUACAUGUCUUGACUUCUGGGUACUAUUCAAAUCCAACCUUGUAGUCGUGCGACUUAGAUUUCAAUAGUUCUGUACACAUUAUGUUUUCGAAAUUGAAAGUCGGAUCUUUUUAUAAAUACCAUGUACAUUAGUGCCUUUCAGGUAUUA